AAGAUGCUCCGCGCAGUUAGCACUUCGUUCGGGACUGCUCGUGCCGCUUCGGCAGUCGCCAAGAAAAAUAUGCCAAAUAUUGUACUUGUCGAUGCAGUUCGUACUCCAUUUGUCGUUUCUGGAACUGUUUUCAAGGAUUUAAUGGCUGUUGACUUACAGAAAGAAGCUAUCAAGGCACUAGUGGAGAAGACAAAGCUGCCAUAUGAACAACUCGAUCACAUUAUUUGUGGAACAGUUAUUCAAGAAUGCAAGACCAGUAACAUUGCUAGAGAAGCUGCUCUUCUCGCUGGUGUUCCAGAUAAGAUCCCAGCUCACACUGUCACUCUUGCAUGCAUCUCAUCAAAUGUCGCAAUGACCACUGGAAUGGGAAUGCUCGCCACUGGAAAUGCAAAUGCAAUCAUCGCCGGAGGAGUCGAAUUGUUGUCUGAUGUGCCAAUUCGUUACAAUCGAAACGCCAGAAAGGCUAUGUUGGGAAUGAAUAAAGCAAAAGAUGUUCCAUCGAAGUUGAAGAUUGGAGGACAAAUUGUCAAAAAUUUGCUUUCUCCUGAACUGCCAGCGGUCGCUGAGUUCUCAACUGGUGAGACAAUGGGACACAGUGGAGACAGACUUGCUGCCGCGUUCAAUGUUUCUAGAAGAGAACAAGACGAAUUCGCAAUCCGCUCCCACACUCUUGCUUCGGAAGCAGCUAAGAAUGGAAAAUUCACUGAUGUUGUUCCAGUAUUCUUAGACGGAAAAAAGCCAAAGACAAUCAAAGAGGACAACGGAAUUCGUGUAUCCACUCUUGAGAAGCUGUCAUCUCUGAAACCAGCAUUUGUGAAGCCACACGGAACUGUGACUGCUGCCAACGCAUCUUACUUGACCGAUGGUGCUUCUGCUGCUCUUAUCAUGACUGAGGAGUAUGCUCUUGCCAACGGAUACAAGCCAAAAGCCUACUUGAGAGACUAUUUGUAUGUUGCACAGGAUCCAAAAGAUCAGCUCCUGCUCUCUCCAGCCUACGUCAUUCCAAAGCUUCUGGACAAGGCAGGACUCACUCUUAAGGAUGUUGAUGUAUUUGAGAUUCACGAAGCUUUUGCCGGACAAGUCCUUGCCAAUUUGAACGCGAUGGACAGUGAUUACUUCUGCAAAGAGCAGAUGAAACGAUCUGGUAAAUUCGGAAGAGUUCCAAUGGACAAGCUCAACCUGUGGGGAGGAUCUUUGUCAAUCGGACAUCCAUUCGGAGCCACUGGUGUGAGACUUGCAACUCAUUCAGCUCACAGACUGAAGGAAGAGAAGGGACAGUACGCUGUAAUUGCAGCCUGUGCUGCUGGAGGUCACGGAGUUGGAAUGCUCAUUGAGGCUUAUGGAAAGUAAACUCGAGGUUACUUUAAACCCACUUUUCUGUAUGAUAAAUUAGUGAUUGUCCCAACUAUUUAUUCUUCCCAUUUCUGCCAUUUUCCCGUAUUUCUCUUUUUAAAUGUUUAUGUGUAUAGAUUGUAGCGGUUGUCGUGCCUUUUCGUCUCCUCGUAAUUCUACUGGUCAUUUCUGAACACUUUCUUUUUCCUUUUCGAUAUUCUGUCAAAUAUCACCAUCAUUGCCAUCACCAAAAAGGAAGUGGUACUAACUUUACUGAAUAGUUAAAAGUUUAUAAAAUAUUUU
Messenger RNA from Caenorhabditis elegans, 1635 nucleotides. It is a transcript of the gene hadb-1, whose product is annotated as putative 3-ketoacyl-CoA thiolase. Lineage: Eukaryota; Metazoa; Nematoda; Chromadorea; Rhabditida; Rhabditidae. Gene Ontology annotation, biological process: fatty acid beta-oxidation. The record is from RefSeq and is marked reviewed. The transcript is spliced from 4 exons. Gene Ontology annotation, molecular function: transferase activity; acetyl-CoA C-acyltransferase activity; acyltransferase activity, transferring groups other than amino-acyl groups. Gene Ontology annotation, cellular component: mitochondrion. The coding region runs from base 4 to 1350 and encodes 448 amino acids.